This is a messenger RNA of Pseudogymnoascus destructans, 2128 nucleotides long. RefSeq lists its product as uncharacterized. Lineage: Eukaryota; Fungi; Ascomycota; Leotiomycetes; Thelebolales; Thelebolaceae. The transcript has 4 exons. The record is from RefSeq and is a predicted model, not a curated record. The coding region runs from base 277 to 2004 and encodes 575 amino acids.
AACGAGAGCUACUCUGCAGGCUGCAUUCAAAUUAAAUCAAUUUGGUUGUCUCACUAGAUCCACAAACCCUCGCGGAUCCAAACUCAAAACAAACUACUACACCUUCCGUCAUCUUCAUCACGUAACGCUGAAGUUCAACCCAUGAGCUAACAACACUGCCCGAGUAUCCGACAGAUCGCAAACUGGAAUCACCACUUGUCAUUUAGGGUUAUUAGUGCCGAACUUCUUCAACUCACGAUCUACUGAUAUAGGCCGAGUGUCUGAUAGAUAGGAACAAUGGAAACCCGCGGGCUAGGCAAUGUGGCCCCUGACGAGGAAAAACGGAGGGCAACAUCCCCUGUUGAUACCGGAGCCACGACAAAGAGGCAGAAGAAGGCGGACAGGAAGGCAACCGGUGGCGCUGCCAAGCUAAAGAAGACGGAGAAGAAGAGUACUAAGCCAACUCCGCUAAACCGACGACUCACUCAAGCGGAAAUCGCUGCCCGCUUCAAACUUAUGGAAGCACAUGUGGAUGUUGGCCUUCAACACGAAGAAAACAUUGAGAAGAAGAAACAGGGAGAUAGCAUGUUUACCAACCAUACAGACGGGCGCCCGCACGGCAGAGGUACCAGUCUCAGAGGUCAGGUUACUGAGGAGGGCGAACACCAAAGGAUGGUAGAGCGACACGGCAACGACAUGAGGACGACUUCUACUACAUCGCCGACGAACCAGUCUCAGGACCAGCAAACGUAUGAUGUUCCAGGUGGCACCUCUACAACCGUUACGGCGCAUGGCACUGGCCAGGGCGAUCAACCUGUGCCUGUUAACGCGGAGCAACUUUGCCAGACUACCACUCAAGGCGACCGCGUUGGUGCACCUAAAGUCAUUCAAGAGGGCGAACAACCAAUUUCAACAACUCCCGGACCAGUUAGCCGGAACGAUAACCAUGUGCCCGUUGACGGAGAGCAAAAUUGCGAGGCUUCCGCUCAAGGCGACCGCGUUAGUGCACUCAAGGUCGUUCAGGAGGAUGAGCAAUUGGUUACUACAACUCUUGCGCCAGUCGGCCAAAUCGGCCAUCAUGUGUCCACUGCCGAGGAUGCGCCCGCUAGUAUGGAAUUGUCGAACAUCACACUCUCCCCAAAGGGCAAGGAUUUCGUGACGCAAGACGCGGCAAAUCAGCCCUCUGCUAUACAAGUCGUCAACCAACCAAGUGUUGCCAACCAUGCUACUCGGGACAUUCGCAUUAAUGUCUCCGAAGGUGGUCAAUCAACUCCCUCAGAUGCCGAGAAGGUCCACAACGAACAACCUUCACCAAUCCAGACUCCUGUUGAGAAUCUCGACAAGUCCACUUCACGAGUGGUAAUUCCAGACCACCUAGAGAAUGCGGGCCAGAGAACGUCAAUCCCGUGCGUGCAGUGCGCUGCACUGUACAGCAAAGUCCCAAAUUUGCAAUGCUGGAAAGGUUAUCAUGCUCUAAAAUGCAUAGACUGCACUACAAAAGGCAUUAACUGUACCAUUGUCCCGAAGAGAUGCCUCGCCCAACUGAAAAUGCUCAGAGACUCUGCAACCCAAGUUUUGCAGGACACUACCAACCAGGCCGCCACCAACCGCCUGAACACUGUACAAGCCCAAUUCGAUCUGAUGGUUUGCAAUCCACCGGAGAUUAUGUCGAACGAUGUUGCUUUGCACAGGAGCAGCAUCCCAUCGCAGACGAAGAUACAGCGUCACGACGAAAUUGCAAUGACCGAAACGGCUGCACAUAUCGCCACUAAAGUGUCGGACUCGAUUGACCGGACAACAAUCGCUGUGAAUGGCCUCCGUGACGACGUCAAACGAAUUUACAAUGAUCAGCGGGCAACCGACAAGAGCAAGAGAGAUGAGGAUAAGGCGUUCCAGGAAGCUCAUCUCGCGCAGCUUCGAAGUAUGGAGGAGAUUAUCCGGACGACAAACAGUGCUUUGUGCACACAGAUGAAAGGUUUAUGUGAUGCGAUCCGGGCCAACCGAGAAGCCAGUCCAGGCAGUUGAGGGGACGUGGAUGAGGAGUUGAUCAUGUGGAAGAGAAUGCGGGACUGGGAAUUGACUAUGGAACGCCAUGAUUGCACGAAUAGUAACUCUGAUUGAUGGCAACGGAGAGUCGUAGAUAAUGGAG